Molecule: messenger RNA, 2495 nt
Organism: Solenopsis invicta (red fire ant)
Lineage: Eukaryota; Metazoa; Arthropoda; Insecta; Hymenoptera; Formicidae
Product: UPF0488 protein CG14286
Exons: 2
Coding region: 1927-2472 (181 amino acids)
Source: RefSeq, a predicted model, not a curated record
AAUACAUGUAGACUGACAUUUGAGAGGAACGUUUGCGAGAGUAUUUUUUCUUGUACACUUUUGUAAGAAGGAAAUAUUUAAUUUCCAGUUCCUCGUAGUUUGCGAAUGAUUUGGCGAAUAAUUCGCAGAUUCUGAUUUAAAUGUCCCGAGAACAACGCAAAACCGAAAGACGUCUCAAAGAUCAAAUACGUCUUUGCAACGUACGUUGUUCAAGCAGAUAUCUUUAACUAUGCUACGUCAUUUAUAUCGCUCCUUUUAUAUUACAAAUAGUACUAAUUUACAGAAAUAGCGAUUUGUCAUAUACAAUUCAACAUUAAUCAUCGGAUUACCGAUGAAUAUAUUUAAAUGAUAGAUUUCCCUCGAUUUACGUGAGAUUUAUACGCAGUUCUGUCUUCACAAAAACUUCUGUAACAUUUAUACGAAGUGAUAAAAAAAAAUUGUUAACUGGACAUUCAAAACCUAUACAGGUGCUCACGUAUAUCAUCUCUUCUCCGAGCUUUACUCUCUAUAAAUCAAGGGAGAUAAAGAUGUAAUUUAAAUACGUCACUAAACCGAGAACGAUCCAUUCUCUUUUUUAGCUUUUUUUUCCUUGACAACUGAACGUUCUAUCUUACGUGCGUACGACCGUGUGUCUAUCCUCUGUAGAAAUGCCUUAUUAUCACGUGCCUCAAUUAAUAUUUAAACUGUUCACCUGCUUAUACCUAUUACUCGUUAGUCUACGUAACGAAUAUAUAUGUGUAAUAUCGAGUUAUUCUUUGUACUGCUCUUGUAAAUAUAUUCUGAAGAAUUAAUGUCAUCCUGUCGUCUAUAUAUAUUGUGUAUCUCGUAUAUUAUACGUUUUUACCACUCUUCUACUUAUACCGAAACGCACACACAAAUAUCUCUCCCUCUCUGAAAGACCGCUUUGCAAAAGAACAAGCUAAAUCGAAAGAAAAGAAAUAUCACGCUUACUAAUUUAUUUCUUUAUAGAAAUAUUUUAUUUCCAAUCGUUUGAAAGUAUUCGUAAGGUUUUCUUCCUAUUUUUCCUUUUACUCUUAUUUAUUGAUUUUUAUUGUGUUCAACGGCGAGACAACUGUGGGAAAACUAAAUACAUUAAUCAAAAUAUCUUAAAUUUGCAAGUUUUGUUUUAAUGAAUAUCUCAUUCGUAAUUUUGAAAAUUAAAAGAAGUUUGUACCGAGCGAAAUUUCCAACAAUUUUUUUUUCCAAUUCGCUCACUUUUAAAUUUCUUCGCAAACUAUCCCGCGUCUUUGUACCUGCAUGCAGUCUUUCUCACUUCUAUGGCUAUCUUAUGUUGCGUUUCUUCUCUGCAUAAUUAUAUUUUCGUGUGUCUGUCCUUAAUUGUAAAGACUGAUUAGCAUGUAGCGACACAUAUGAGUUUAUUCCCUUCCUUAUAAUCGCAAUUUUGUUUUCAUUCCAGCACGAUCACCGGCACGAGUAUCAUUGAAAUUUAUUGCACAGUAAUCGGAAGAUAAAAAUCUAUCAUUGCAAAUCUCGCGUUCGAGAAAGGAGAUAGAUUAAACGCAAAUUCAUGUGCAAACGGCGAAUGAAUAAUUGUAGAUGCCGAGUAUAGUAAUUUGAAGGAAAUUCGCAAAUUCUGUGCGGUGCUUUAAAUUCAAAUUUUGCGUUUUCUUUACAAGUUUCUUUGCAAAGUCUUAUCCUUGUCAGAAAUUUAAAAUUUCCGCGCCGAACGAUCGAUUUAUCGAUUAUCAACGCGCAAUUUUUAUACGUUUCCUUCUAUGUACAAGAGAUGGCUGCACCCUCACCGCAACAUGGUUUUAAACUGGUUAAACAUAACCUUUGUGUGUUGCCAAAUAACAUAUUUAUAGAUCCAUAUUUUAGACUUUAAUCGUACAUAUAACUAAAUUUACGUAUAACGUAUUGUGACUUUGUAAUUUAUAUAAGCCAUUGGCGGAAAUAAAUCUCGUUAUGCCGCCAAAAUCUGCGAUGAGUUCUAAACGCAACAACAGGAACAAAAAGAGUGUGUCACAGCCACGUGCUCCUCCCAGGACGGUAGACGCUAGCAAUACAAGUGGUUUAGAUCCAGAAGCGGAGGAUCGUUUCGAGUUAGAACUAUGUUGGUGCAUACAGCAAUUGGAGGCGAGUUUAACUACCGGCAAGCUGCAGGAGAGGCAGAUGCAGGAACUUGGCAAACAAUUACAAUCAUUGAAAAGUAACACCGCACCAUUAAUAAAAAAAAGGCAAAUAAUGAGAAAUACAUUGGGAGACUACAGAGAGAAAAUGGCUGAGGACGAGCGAAAAUUUAGCAAAUCUAUGUCAGCUGUUAAAUUCACUAGUUCUGCCUCUUCAAAUAAAAAAUCAAUAUUUAUCAAGAAAGCUAUGGGUCAUAAUACACAGGAUUUGAAUAAACAGACGAAUGAAUUGCAAAAUAUAUUACAAGAUACAAAACAGACUGUUAGUGACAGUAAUAGAACUGAAACUCCAUUUCAGUUUAAUUUUCAAACAUGUCAAUAAAAUCAGCUUUUAUAUUUGUAAAA